UUGUUUGUGUCUUCCUGCCCUGGCAGCCCAUAUUUACCAGCCAGCCUGCUGCUGCUGCAGCUGCUGAGCUCACUUUGCCCGUCUGUCUGGCCAUCUUUUGCUGGAGAUGGCAAAGCAGCGUUGACAUGUCUUUGGCCAGGAUAGCAAGGCAGAACUGGACAGACCACCCAUCUGCUUUGCUAGCAGGUAUUUCCUGUGGUGAGCAACCCAGAAUGCGACUCUCUUUCUUUUUUAGCCUCCUCUCGGGGGAACGGAGCUUGGAGUUCUUCUCUCUUCUCAGUCCGCUGCACGGCAACUGUUGACCUGUUGAUACCCACCCACUCCUCUAUUCACAGAAAAGGAAUUUUCCUAAUCUUCACAGCGUGAGUGAACUUUUAAUGACAGGAAGUAAGAAGCAGGAAGUUGGUUACAAGCGCUGCCAUAGGAGUUCAGCUGCGGAUUCUGAAGAAGCCAGCCAAAACCUAGAGUGGUAAAACCACCAACUUAACCUAUUGCCCAGUUCAGGGCAAAGCUCUGGCAACCAUCCCAACUUCCCAGAGAUACCUUGACAUCGCAAAGUCUCCUCACAACUCUCCUUCUGAAACUGAAGGUUGCUCAUUAUCCCAGUACUGUGGACAUAAAAUGAGGCCUCUGUCUCCCGGAGAAGGACUUUCCCCUCUUGGGCUGCUCAACCGAGGGCCCGACUACCUCCGUAAGCAGCUGGAGGGGAGUACCGGGGGGCGGACCCCAAGUGCCGUGGAAAGGCUGGAGGCCGAUAAAGCCAAAUACGUCAAAUCCCAACAAGUCAUCAACAGUCGCCAAGAGCCAGUGCUGCUCUGCUACACCUUCCAGUCGCCUGCAUGUGGCAGAAGAGCCUUGACCCUCCACCAGCAAGGCGAGUUCUCUCAGGUAGGCCAAGAUGGCCUUGGGCCCAAGAAGCUGCCUCCUUCUCCUCAGUCGCCCAUAGCACGGAGAGGGGGUGGCAGGCGCAUGCUGAGGCCCGAUUCGCUUGUCAUCUACCGGCAGAAACGGGACUGUUCGGCUGUCAACAAGGAGAACACCAAAGGCUACAGCCUAGUGAGGCGGCUGUUUCAAGGCCCGUUGAGAGAUGGGCAUGGUGCCUCCCCUUCCUCUAGAGGCUUGUUGGGAGAUGGACAGCUACAAGUCACGCAGGAAGAAACCUCCAUGGUCUGGGUGCCGGCAGAAAAGGAGGAAACAAGGACCAUAAGUUCAGUAGGCAUUCUAAUGAGGACGUCCGUGAGACACGGUUCUGAACGAAGCCUGGGACACCAGCCCAGCUCCCAGCUGGUUAUGGACCAAACCUCUUCUCCCACGAGCCCAGAACCAUCUGACUCCAAGAAAGAGCUGGCACCAAGCUCUUAUUCUCUCCCUCUCUCGGAGAAAGAGCGUUUUUUUAACUACUGCGGCUUGGACCAGAACCUGGUGGAGAAGCUGGGAGCUGAGCGAUUCAAGCCGGGGAGCUGGGAAUUGGGGUCCUCCUGUGUGGUCCUGGGGAGCGUGGGGUCAGCCAGUUCUGAGCAUGACUGUCUCUCACUCAACGAAGAGGAGCUGUCUGUGGAAGAGCUGAGCGAGAAGCCACUCACGUCGGUCUCUGUCAUUGAGCGAAACGCCCGUGUCAUUAAAUGGCUGUACAGCUGCCAGCAGGCCCUGUCUGUGGCCAAGGAGUCCACUGUGUGAAUGGAAACAUGGUCUCAAGUGCAAUUCUUAUCACAGGAACGGGAGGGCCAGGCGGCUGGGCCUCACUGUUCCUGUAACCUUGCAAGAGCCAGUCAUGUGCCUAAGUGAGGGUCCAGUUCUUGCCAUCUUGAUGAUGGCAACAUUCCCAUCAUGGGAAGCCAAGCAGGGAGUGUCUCUCACCAUGGAAUUAUGGCAAUUGGUGUAUGAUGGGUGCUGUUUAAAACUGUUAUGUAGUGUAGUUUCACCCUGGGCCAACAGGGGGAU
Podarcis muralis (Common wall lizard) is the source of this 1941-nucleotide messenger RNA. It is a transcript of the gene FAM110D, whose product is annotated as family with sequence similarity 110 member D. The record is from RefSeq and is a predicted model, not a curated record. Lineage: Eukaryota; Metazoa; Chordata; Lepidosauria; Squamata; Lacertidae.